Messenger RNA from Talaromyces rugulosus, 2379 nucleotides. RefSeq lists its product as uncharacterized. Gene Ontology annotation, molecular function: oxidoreductase activity. Bases 1 to 2379 code for a protein of 792 amino acids. Gene Ontology annotation, cellular component: tRNA-intron endonuclease complex. The record is from RefSeq and is a predicted model, not a curated record. Lineage: Eukaryota; Fungi; Ascomycota; Eurotiomycetes; Eurotiales; Trichocomaceae. The transcript is spliced from 6 exons. Gene Ontology annotation, biological process: tRNA-type intron splice site recognition and cleavage.
AUGGCCGACGUUGACGAAGAUGCGAUCCCCCGCCCCGCGCCUGGCAGCUCUGCGGCGCAGGCAGACACUGAUCUCUCCGACGAAGUGCAGGACUUUCGCUUUCUGAACAGCCUCAACAUCCUCAACACCGAAAACGGUACACUUCCCCGCCGCGGCGAAAAGGAUUACGAGCCCAACCCUACAGAACUCCAGUUCGAUGUGCUAUCCGCGUCUCGGAGAGCAAUGCACAAUGCAAUCUCCCAUCCUCGUCUGCACUCGUCAAAAACGAAUAUGAUUGGAAUAUACGCUCCGGAUGGACCUACUCCGCUCGUGACCAAUGUCGUCAAAGAACCGGCGCAAAACGACGGAGACGGAGACGGAGACGCGGCAGCAGCAAAACCUGCGAAAGUGGUCAAAGACCCAAUGAGCGGAAUACCGGCAGAGUCGUGUGUUUAUGUUCAAAAUCCCAAGGGAAUCCAUUUCAAAUCGACGGGCAAGAUGGACCGCUGGAAUCGGGCGUGGCUGCUGCCGGAAGAGGCAUUGUAUUAUCUGGAGAGAGGAACACUGGAUAUCAGAUGGCCAGCGUCGAUUACCGCGCCUCUUCAAGAAGGCGACGAAGAGUCAGGAUUGCCGAUGAGCUUGCAAGCCGCGUAUGCAUGCUUAAUUGGACAGUCGGGUCUCACCUUGGAGAGGUUUUCUGUUUAUACGGGGUUGAGACGAGUAGGAUAUACCCUUAUCCGAGCUCCCUCAUGGUACGGGGAUCAGGAUGAAGAUGACUUGGGUGUGGAUGACGAGAUUGAACAUGGUCCCUCUUUCACAGCGAGCAUUUCCAACUCGUGGAAUCGGCUAUAUUCCUCGGUAUCCAACCUUUUUGGGGAGAAUUAUUCAGAACAAGGUCCUCUGAUCGGCCUUAAUAUACCCCACAGCUACAAUGACAUAUUCCGAAAACUCGCCAUCAUCCCCGUGGAAGCGGUAGACCAGAAGAAACCGCCUCGCCGCCAGACAGAAGCCCCCUUUCAAUUCGCAUACCAUGUCUACAAGCCAUCUACACCAUUCAAGAAAACCGCACCUCCCGAGCCAGAUUUCCGCAUCGCUGUCGUCGACGCACGCACCCAGACGACGAUUCCUACACUGACACAGAUACGAGCUCUCGUUGAAACAAGCCCAUUAACCCCCCCACGUGGUGACAGGGUGCAGCACCAGCUGUACAUGCGUCUCCGGCAUGGGUAUCGCAGUGCUAUUCUCGCCGUGGUCGAUCAGGGUAUCGUCAGUUACAUGCGUUUUACGGAUGCAGGAUUUUCCAAUGAAAAACUCUACGAGAUCCAAGGGCCUCCCAAGGGGAAUAAGGGUGGCUUCCGAGGCUUAUUCCGCCACAUCGAGCAUCUCCGCACGCCGACAUGCCUCUGUCAAGCCCCAUUGACCCGACGAACCCACAUAUCAUCAACAUCCGUAACGACGACAACAGCAGCAAAAACUAGACGCUUGUCUACUCGCGCAAACCCAGAAAACACAAUAAACACCCGCCUCUCCGAGCGCACAGCUCUGAUCACAGGUGGCUCCUCCGGAAUUGGCUAUGCAAUAGCAGAACGCUUCUUGCAAGAAGGCGCGCGCCGCGUAAUCCUCGUCGGUCGACAGCGGAAAAAUCUGCAAGAUGCUGCUGACCAGCUAAUGCGUUCGUUGGCAUUUACCCAAGAAAAUGGAGAUGGCAUCAGCAGUAGCAGUAGCGAGGUUGCUACUCGUAUGCCCGAGGAGGAUCGAAGUCGGCCUAAUACUACGAUACCGGGGGAUGAUAGGAUACAGCUAUUAGUGGGGGAUAUCUCCACGGUCAAAACGUGGAUGGGGGAGCUUGAAAAGGAAAUGGCAAACGUCGACAUUCUAAUCAACGCCGCCGGGAUAUCCCUCUCCAACAUCCUCGCCAAAACCUCGCCAGACGACAUCUCGCAAACCCUGCAGACAAACCUCGAAGGCGCCAUUCUCACAUCCCGCGCUCUGCUGCGAGCAUGCAUACGCACACGUGCCAAGAACCACAGUAGUAGUUCGAAUCAGAGUGGACCGUUGCGCUCUCGAUGUAUCAUCAACAUCUCAUCGCUCCUCGCACUAAAAGGAAUUACCGGGACAGUCCCAUACGCAGCAUCCAAAGCCGGUGUAUUAGGUCUGACGAGUUCCAUGGCAGUUGAAGCUGCUGAGAUGCUGAGGGGGAGCAAAGUGGUGUUGCGCAGUAAUGCGAUUGUGCCGGGGAUAGACUUCAGCAAGGAUCAUGUAAACUCACUGCACACGCGCAUUCCCCUAAACAGGUUCGGCGAUCCGCGAGAAGUCGCAGAUGCAGCUGUUUUUCUGGCGACCAACGAGUACGCCAACAAUUGCAUUUUAAACCUCGAUGGUGGCUUGAGUGCUGUAUAA